UCGAGUGACGCUCCAAACAUUCAGUUGCUUAGCGUACGCGUACGUGUUUAGUUCGUGUUACUACGUUUACGGGAAAACAGGCAAAAGAGAUAAACAAAAGCGAAGUUGAAUUUUCAUCUGCAUUUUGCAGUUGGCAAAUGUACUGUCGAAAAAUGUGAAGUAAAUGUGACAUUACAUUAAAAAUAACUGAAUAAAAGUUGAAAAUUUCGCUGGAAACAAUAAGUCAGCAGAGAAGCCGGAAUAUCUGAACAACAUAUCUACAACAUACACAGUCCACAUGGUUACACCGUAAGCGCAGCCAAUAAUCGCAUUCAUAUACACGCACAUACUCAUACUCACACUCUCACAUACAUACACACACUCGUACCAGCAAAAUACGACGUCAUGAAAUCCACUUUGAUUUGGUUGUUGCUGGCUGGUUGUGGCGCCGUGUUGCUGCUGGGCGACACAGUAGACGCCUGGAAUCGGCAGUUCUUCAACCGAUACUCACGUAGCUGGCUGCGCAAUAAUGCCGACGUAGUAGGAGGACUUGGUGGUGGUGCAGGUGGUGUGGGUGUGAGUGGAAGUGGAAGCACUAGUCUUGCCGGCAAUACACCACAAAUCGACGACUUCAAUGCACUUUUUGGCCUCGGCAACGAUAUGAGUUUGCAUGGUAAUAGUGGAGCUAGUGUUGCAGCUGGGACUGGUGGCGGAACAAAUGCCAUUUUAAGCGCAGGCGGAGGCGCAGGAGGAGGCCUAGGGAGUGGUGGUGGUUUUUCUGCCUUUGGUGCUGGCUACGAUGCAGACACAGGCGGUUUUGGUGGUCAACAACAGACGGAAAUAUACGGCAUCGUGGAACCAUUAAUAGAGGAUACGCCAUGCGUGGACCGAGCUUGCCAAGUCAAUGAUGAUUGCUGUCCCACAGGCGUCUGCGUCAAUACCUACGGUGCAGAAGGCAAAUGCAUUUACGUUUAUGGACGCAAACGCGAUCUCUGCCAUCGCAAUACGGACUGUGAGUUGGGUAUGUCGUGCCUGAAGAGUGCAGUUGGUAAUCUGAUGUGUCAACCGAGCACGUCUACAAUUCAUUUAUUGAAUGGCGUUGGUGGCGGUGGUGUUGAUGGUGCAGGCGUAGGUGGUGUCGGUAAUAAUGCUAUUGGACUCAAAGUUGCCACAAAUAUUGGAAUUGCUCCGAAGUUCGCGUUGAAUGUCAAGCAAUUUGGCGAGGAUUGUGUAUCGUCGAGCGACUGUAAUGUAGCCAAGGGCCUGUGCUGUCAACUACAGCGCACUCACCAUCGCAUACGUCCACGCAAACUGUGCGCUUACUUCCGGGAUCCUUUCAUGUGCAUCGACAUUAUGCCAACAGAAGAUGAGGAAGUACGCGAAUCACGCUUGCUAUCCGCUUUCAGCCAGCGACGCAUGUAAUGAGGAAACUGAAAAAAGCAGGUAAAAACGAAACAGGACCGAAGAGCAGGGGCAAGACGAAGUAGCAGAAGAAGCAGGAAGGAAGAAGCAAAAGGGAAGGAAGGAGGUAUACUCGUACACAUAACACAAUUACACAAACACACAAACAUAUGUAGAUGUGUUACGACCGACAGAAUGAGUGCACAGGCGACGUGUAAACAGAGGCAAUGAAAUAACAAUCAUAUAGAACUACGAUUUUGUGGAAAAAAUAUAUAUAAAAAAAAACACUGAAAUAUUUAAGAUCAAACAACAUAUCAAACAAAAUUAAGUUUAAAUUCUAAGCAAAUAUAAAAAAUGGCCGUGUUUUUUGAAAGCCAAUAAAAUUAAAAAUAAAAUUAAAAAGGAAGCAAAUAAUUUACUCAAUGAGAAAAUAUUAAAAAUGAUAAAUGAAAUUAGUUAGAAGGGAAGUGCGCUUGAGCACAGACAAGUGGGAAAUAUUUAUUUAACGGUAUUAGCACACACAUACUCAAUGAAUUAUGCAUGUAUUAAGAAAUUGUAUAACUGUAUUAACUAUACCACUAUGCGCAUACUUAUACCCACACAGAUUAGUCGUCUAUGUAUGUAUAUGCACUAUAUAUGUCUUGUAUAUAUUGCAAACAUACCCAGGCAUAUUUUUAAUUGUGCGCAUUACAAUGCAAAACAAAAACAAAUCCAAACUAUUUAUUUUACCCGCUCUGAAAACAAAAAUGAAAUCAAAAAAGUUCUGCAUAUAAUUAAUGUGGUUCAAAAUUUAAAUGUAAAGUAGUGCAAAAUGUUGUAACAAAAAAAUGUUGUAAGAAAAUCAUUAAAUACGUACCAUUAAUUCGAUGACAACACAGAAAACCCCAAAUUGUACUGGCUGAGGCAUAAUUCAUAAGUCAAUACAAAUUUAAUGAAAACUAAUUAAAAAGCAAAAAACUAUUCUUAAGUGCAUUUAAGCAACUUGUACCAAAGAUAAAUAUUAUAUGUAUGUAAAAUAAGUGGGCAAAAACCAGCCAUUCCAAACUAAAAAAAAAAUUAGCGGAAAAGAAGUAUUGAAAAUUAUUCAAUGCAAUUCCCUUAAUGAGUCAAUCAUUUAAAUCUAAAUGUGUUAACAUAAAUGAUUAAGUAAAACGAAUUCAAUUAAAAUGGGUGCAAAAAACUGCAUAAUUUGAACCAACAUACAAAAACAAAAAUAUUUCAACAUGAAUUUAAAUUAUUUCAAUAAGCCCAAUGUCAUUUCCAUAUCCUAAGAGUGUAUUUUGAAAUCGUUGUAUUAAUAUUCAAAAAACAAAAACACAAAACAAAAACCAAACACAAACCAAAACCAAAACACAAAAAAACAAAAACCAAAAAAAAACUAUACACCUUUCCAUGUUUUAUCAUUCAUAAACCAAAAACCAACCA
This is a messenger RNA of Anastrepha obliqua, 2805 nucleotides long. Its product is annotated as ITG-like peptide. Lineage: Eukaryota; Metazoa; Arthropoda; Insecta; Diptera; Tephritidae. The transcript has 7 exons. The coding region runs from base 385 to 1401 and encodes 338 amino acids. The record is from RefSeq and is a predicted model, not a curated record.